AUGGCUCCACCUAAAAAGAAAUUGUCAAAAAAGGAAAAGGCUCGUUUAGAGGCUGAACAAGCGGAAAUGUUGCGUCUUGAGAUGGAGAGAGAAAAACUUAAAAAACUUGAAGAAGCUCGCCAACGGCGUAAAGUUGAACGGGAAGAAGCCAAGCGUCGUCUACAGCUUGAAAUUCAGGAAAAUAAACAAAGACGGGCACAAUUGAAAAAUAGUAUGGCAUUUUUUCAUCAAAUACGAGAAUGUACUGACGCCAUAAAAAUGGCGUCUAAAAAUCAAAAUGAUUGGGAAAAAUUUAUGCGUUGUAAUGGUCUGCCAAAUUCCAACAGUCCCAGUGAUUUGCGCAAAUACAUACAUCAAUGGCAAAUUGAUAUCGAACGAAGGAAUCGUGAAUCACGCAAUUGGUUAUUGAAAACCAACGAAAGAACUCUGCUUACACAGGAUAUAAAUAUACCGGAUUUAACUAAAGCUACGCUGCGCCAGCAGCAGGGAAAUUUGGGAGAUGUGUAUGCCCAAAGGGUUAAGGAAAUAUUGGGGAUUCUUUUGGAACUAGAAGAAGUUUUGGGAGACAAACAGAAACCCGCUCACACUUUAACCGAUUUAAGUAAAUUGAAAACGGAAAUAAGAGUAUUACUUAAAGACUAUUUGGAUGAUUUCACCCAUAAAAUAAUGUCCCAUAUAGAAAGAGAUAUGGAAAUUGAUCGUCCUGGUGUUUCCAAGCAUAUUUAUGAAUCUGAAGUUUUCAAAAGUUUUAUUUGGACUUUUUCUAAAGACGCACAAAUCUCUUUGUGUGCAAAACCACGUAUUGGAGAGCAAAAUCUUCAUAAUGAGAUUGAUUUUCCUCUAAUUGAAAUGCAAAUCUCUUUGCCACCAACGGUCAGCCUAUAUAGUUCUGCUUUGAGGGGUUUAUGGUUAAAUUAUGAUCAUUUCAGUGACUAUUGUCCCAGUUUUAAACUCAAAAAGCCUAGACCAGAUUACAUCAAUAUGCUAACACAAACCAAAAAGGAAUGGCGCAAACGGAAGGAGAUUUUACAAAACAUGUUGGAUGAAUGUUCUAAGGAAGUACCAUUAACAGAAUUGGAACAAUUUGAACACGAACGUGAUUUGACUUCACAACAAGCCCGUGAGAAAAGCCUAGAUGUGGAUAAAUUGUAUUUAGAGUAUGAGGAUGAAUUGAAUAAGUUGAGGAGAAGAGCCAUUGGCCCAGAGGGGUUUGGUUUGACGGAUACCGAUGUUAAUUUGAGAAAAUAUCGCAUAAUUGGUGGAGUCUAUUGCACAGAUUAUUUAGAAACACCACAACAGGAUAAACAGCUAAACGCCAGAUCGUUUAUAAGAACAAUAUUUGCUCCAAACAAAUUGUUGCAUAAAAACUACUACCAGACCUUUAAACCACCGCCACCACCACAGCCUGGAGUCAGACGUUUACCCGAAGAAAUUGAAGCUGAAAUGCGCAUGGUAGAGGCUGCCUUAGACAAAUUAGCUUUAGUAACUGUACAGCUACCAGACAGCGUUAUUUGGUUUGAACCACCUAUAGCUUGUCGUUGGGAAACGCAGAUCGAAACUUUAGAAUCUGAUUUGACAGAAGGCAUUAAACAACCCAUUAACUCCAACAGUGGCAAUACGACAGAUGUCACUCCCUUGUCUACCACUACUAAUCUCAGUCCUUUGAAAAGUCUCUCACCGCGUUUUCCAGCUUCCAAACUACGCAAGAAAAGUUCGCAAAAAUCUUCCGGCAGUAAUUUACCUGUACGAGAAGUUAAUGAUUUUGAUAUGUUUCAAAUGCCAAGUGAAAUCGACAUUUACAGUUUACUUAAGGACUUCAUAGCGCCACGUUUACCACAGGGAUUCUCUGUACGUAUAGAUGGUAGCCGCAUGAAACAACUACAACAACAUAAACAAAAGAAGGGCAAAAAGAAGCAAAAGCAAACAAAAGUUUUGUUUUUAGCACGGCCUAAAACAACAAUCAACUCACUAGAGACAGAAGGACCAGCACAAAUUUCACUAAAAGUUAAACAAGAUUUACAAAAAAUUCAUAAAACACGCAUAACAGAAGAUUUCUUGGAUUUCGAUGAGCCUAAGGAAUUCUUUCCAUGCGUACAAUUUGAGAAACUAUUGAAAAUAAAACCACUCGAUAAAGUUAACGAACAACAUGAUGUUAAAUUAGAUUUGAAGAAUAGAAACAGUGAUGAUGCCCAAGACAAUGUGGAAAAGUUGAAAUCUUUUAGUCGAGAUGACAGCAAAGGAAGUCUUGUAAGCGUUACAAGUUAUAAAAGCUCCAAAAGUGCUACGAGUGGUGAUAGUGUAUCAAGAUGUUCAUCUGAAAUGACUGACAAAAAGGAAGUUACUAGGACUUACAUGUUUUCACAAUUAAUAGAGGACUUGGAUCGUUUGUGUGACUUACAAACUCCAGUGCAGCAGGAGGAGCUGCUACAGCAGAUUUCAGAAAUUCUAAUGGGAAAAAACAACACAACGGCAGCAUCAACAUUAAGUGGAAAAGACGUUACUUGUGAUGUUGGAGCAGCCGAAACAGAAGCAGCAGGAGACGAAGGAGAUACAAAAACAACAACAGCAGCAGUAUCAACAUUGACGGAUGUAAUGCAACAACCCGCAGCAUUUGGCUAUUAUUCUGGUAUAUCCUUUGUACGUGAGGCAGAGACAUUACGGGAGGAAGACGAAGAGGAGGAAGAAGGUAACGCUGAAGAUGAUGAUCAAACAAGUACAGAUGAAGAGGAAUAUGAUGAUGAUGACUAUGACGAAUACUUUUUAAAUGAAAACCUAGACAACGAGGCAGCAUUAACAUCGUAUCGUAGUGAAGCUAGUGGUGGUACGAGUGGUGUCACUGCUGUUGCUGCUACCGCAUCGUCGGGUAAGGAGACUGGUAUACAUGAUUUCCUAAAUAAACACAGUCACAGCGAUACAAACAGCAGCGGUGAUGGUAAAAAAGCAAAACUAUUAAAUGAAUCCACGUUUACUCAGGGUAAAUGGAGCACACGUGACGUACAUGAUACAAAAUUCAAUGAAGAUAAACUAUCAAUACAAUUUCGUACAGGACGUAUGGGAAUAUUUGGUUUUGCUUUAAAUCGAUACAGUAAUAUGCCGUAUCAAACCUGGGAAAUAAAACCCGAUUUAAAGUGUCCCGAAAACAUUCUAUUUAGUUUUACGGCCUCUCUAGUCAGUUUGGACAUAACCAUCACAUCACAGGGUUUUUGUGUCAACAAUUUCCAAGGUGGCUCAACGACCGCCAUCAAUGAGAUGAUUGGCAAAACUCUGUCGUUGGAUGCCAUAAAACAGAUUUUGAUUUCGUCAGCCGUCGACAUUUUCCCCGAAGAGGAUGCAUUCUGCUAUACUGAGGGUUCUUGCGAAAAGAAUUACGUGAUGGAAAUGCAUUUGUAUGCCUGCAUGUCGACACUGGCAUUGUCACACAAUUUUAGUUGGUCGCGAUGGAAUCUUUUGGCAGGCAGCCGUACCGCUGUCCUGCUAUUGAGGGAAUUGGUCGAUGGCAAAAAGGUGCCAAAUCAUUCAACUUUAUUGGUGACCCCUUUAAAAACGGCAGCCUGA
Lucilia cuprina (Australian sheep blowfly) is the source of this 3555-nucleotide messenger RNA. RefSeq names its product dynein axonemal intermediate chain 7. Gene Ontology annotation, molecular function: microtubule binding; beta-tubulin binding. The transcript is spliced from 15 exons. Lineage: Eukaryota; Metazoa; Arthropoda; Insecta; Diptera; Calliphoridae. The record is from RefSeq and is a predicted model, not a curated record. The coding region runs from base 1 to 3555 and encodes 1184 amino acids.